UUUUUUCUUUUAUAAUAGAGAUGAAGAGCUGAUCAUUAAUCAUAUGAAAGCUGUGGAGGCUGCCUUGAAUGAGGUCAGAGACGAGGCUGUGGCAUCAGGUGCUGCAGCAGCCACACCACUCCUCAGCCUGAAGACCCUUUCAGAGAAAGCAAUGAGAGACAUGCCAGGGGCUGCAUCAUUCCAGAAUUUGUUUAGUCUUUUUAGGGAUCUCUACUCACAGGCAGCUGCCAGAAUUGAAGCAUUAAGAACAGGAAUACAAUCUUCACAGGAUCACUUUGAACCUGAAGCAGCUUCUGUGCCUCUUACUCCUGCUCCUGAUGAUAAGUGUGAUGAACCUUCACACGCCCACAUUGAAUCUGAAGCAGGUGGUUCACCACCUCCUUCACCACCUCCACCACCUCCUCCUGCUCCAGUUGCUGUUCCUGCUGCUGCUCCUGUUCCUGUGGGUAAGUUGGCUUUUCAAGCAAUUAAAGACACUUGAAUGUCGGUUCCCAGACAGCAUCUCCCUUCAUGCUGCACCACUUCUCUAGGCAAACAAUACU
Messenger RNA from Haemorhous mexicanus (house finch), 542 nucleotides. Its product is annotated as putative bifunctional UDP-N-acetylglucosamine transferase and deubiquitinase ALG13. Lineage: Eukaryota; Metazoa; Chordata; Aves; Passeriformes; Fringillidae. The record is from RefSeq and is a predicted model, not a curated record. The coding region runs from base 44 to 481 and encodes 145 amino acids. The transcript has 4 exons.